Molecule: messenger RNA, 564 nt
Organism: Aspergillus pseudonomiae
Lineage: Eukaryota; Fungi; Ascomycota; Eurotiomycetes; Eurotiales; Aspergillaceae
Exons: 3
Coding region: 1-564 (187 amino acids)
Source: RefSeq, a predicted model, not a curated record
AUGAAGGCCGAUAAUAUCAUGUUCGGUUCCUUGUUUACGGGCCAAGACCCCACAUUUGAGAGAUACCGAAGUCGGGCACACCUGGCCGAGCUGAUAAAUCUUCUGGGGCCUCCUCCCUCCAGCCUUCUUGCUCAAGCGGAGCUACGAGAUAAAUUCUUUUCAAGUGAUGGUGCUUUCCUCACUCCGGACUUAUUGACGGAUCCAGUCCCGCUUGAGAAAAGCGGCCUCCCGCGUGACCACCACGCCCUCUUCGUCGAGACUCACGAGAACGGCUCUUCCACCGGCCACAUCUACCACGUCAAAGGCAACAUGAAGGAAGGCAUGAACUUCGAGCACCGGACUGAGCAGCUACCAGAGGAUAUACCAGGGUUCUAUAGCAAGAAGAAGCUAGGUGUGGUAGCGAUUGCAGAGUACAGGUGCGUCUUGGGGAUUUGUGAGGGCAUGCCAGUGCCCAAGAAGCAGUUUCACGGGGCAAGGAGGUUGUAUCAGCGGGAGCCGUUGAAACGGUGUCAGGAGUGGGUUGCUGAGGCCGUCAAUGCUUUGAAGGGGGAGGGGGGUUUAUGA